Molecule: messenger RNA, 1700 nt
Organism: Saimiri boliviensis boliviensis (Bolivian squirrel monkey)
Lineage: Eukaryota; Metazoa; Chordata; Mammalia; Primates; Cebidae
Gene: TIMM10B
Product: translocase of inner mitochondrial membrane 10B
Source: RefSeq, a predicted model, not a curated record
UACUUCCGGGGCGGCACCGAGAAGCUGAAACGGAAGUGGCGUAGGGCAUGCGCCGGUGGCGUGAUGGAGCAGCCGCCUCAGCAACAACAGCAACUUAGAAACCUGCGUGACUUCCUGUUGGUCUACAAUCGGAUGACAGAACUCUGCUUCCAGCGCUGUGUGCCCAGCUUACACCAUCGAGCUCUGGACGCUGAGGAGGAGGCCUGUCUGCACAGCUGUGCUGGGAAGCUGAUCCAUUCCAACCACCGCCUCAUGGCCGCUUACGUGCAGCUCAUGCCCGCCCUGGUACAGCGCCGCAUCGCAGACUACGAGGCUGCCUCGGCUGUGCCAGGCGUUGCUGCUGAACAGCCUGGGGUCUCUCCAUCAGGCAGCUAGCCAUCCCCAACCCGUGGAGGGAAGGCCCUGGACGGACUUCUCUGAUUGAAGGACCCCAGUGGACCUUGGGGUUGGUGAAUCCUAUACAGAGAGAAUUCGAGGUUGCCUGAAAGCUGGGUGUCCUUGCUCCUUUUCCUGGAGCCAAUAAACCCGCUUUUUAUUCUGUUCGAUUUAUAUUCUGGGCAAGGAAACUUUGCCUACUUAAUUGGCACAACCCUUUGUUCUGUACAUAUCCGCUGGCUUCAGCCUUGGCAGCUGAGGAAUUUUCUUCUAUAUGUAGAAGGAAAACCUGAGCAUUUGUAGGCAUCUGGUUAAAGCAGUCUCUGUGUGUACAGUUUUAAAAUGGGUCAUGCUUUACCUUAGUUCAUCUUUACAACAAAACUAUGAGUAAGUGGUAUUAGCCUCAUUUAACAGAUGAGGAAGCAAGAAUCCAGAAUGUACCAGAAGGCCAAUUUAUACAUCAAGAAAUUGGUUCCUGCCCAGAUGACAGGAAAUGGGAGCUCUGUCUAGUUGUCCUUAAGUCUGACUGACUUCAGUGGCUCAUAAUCGUGAGCCAAGUAUUUGUUGGUUCAUAACUGUUUUGUGAACUAUGUCUUACAUGUCUAAAAUUCUGCUGGAUCUAGGAAAGGAGAAGCUAUCUAAGUACAACCGGUCAAAAAAACCACAGGGCUUUUGGGUACUGCCUCCUUGAGACUGGCCACAGAAGAGAAAUGAAACCUGUAAGAAGUCUGGGGUCUUUUGAAACUUCUGCCAUUUCCCCAGCUUGUUACUUUCUUAGUAUUUACAGUCUUCCCAGGAUGAGCAGUAAAACCUUUGAACAAAGAAGUCUGCUUGUCUUCAGGGGCAAUCAGUAAGGGAGAAAGUUGGGCACAUAUUCUGCAAUACAGCCAGAUCUGAGGGAGAGAAACUGAAGGGCUAAAGGGACAGGUAGAUGGCAGUCGUGAUAAAAAGGAUAAAACUAAAUAUUUGGGAAUUCUUCGUUAAUGCUACCUUAAUGUUUCACUGCUUGUCUAGAAUCUCCUAAUUCCAGCUUUCUAUCAUCUGCCCCAUAUUGGUCCCAUGGAAAUCUGUGAUUUCUAAUUCCAGCCUCUCCAUUCUUUUCUCAUUAUUGCCUCCCCCGCCUCCCACCUUUGUGUGAUUUACUUCUGUAUUCAGCAGCCUGAAUAGCAUACCAUUCCAUCACCCUAUUUUCUUGCCACCAUUGGCCAUCUUUUUGUAUCAUUCUACUUAUUCUCUUUUCUGUUCCUCCAAACUACUAGAGUAAAACAGUUGUGUAAUGAAUGCCACUGAAUAUUCAAGGCCUCCAACCUCAGCCAAGUCCUCAC